UGACAACUAUAGGAGCAGCAAGAAGAGAGCAAGAAGGAAUGGACCAACACAUCAGUCACCACACGGAACAAAACAAAACUUUAAAGACAAAAAGAAAUCCAAACUGCCACAGUUUGUUCAGACUGCCAUCAGUAAAGUCAAAAACAAAAUCACCGGAAAGAAAAAAGGACCAUCUGAGAAGAAGAAAAAAUGGUUAGAAAGAAAGAAUCUGGCAAUGGGCAGUAAAGAGGCAUAUGAAAACCAGUUAAUGGCUUACGACCUGAAACAACUAGACCAACGAUGUAAGAGUAACUUUAAGAGAAAUGCCAACAAGAAGAAAAAGAAGGUAAAACAGAAGAUCCAACAAGGAGGCGGUUGGACCGACCCACGGGAGUGGAGGGGUGUCCAGGUUCAAGUUGGAAAAGGGGGACGACAGGUGAGCCUCCAGCAGACACAUGGCAGGAAGGAUGCAGCUGGCAAAAGGAAGUCCAGGCAGAGGAGUGACAGGAGGAAAAAAGCCAACCAGAUCAAACAUGAGCAGGCACAGCAGGGGUGGGGACAGGGGGCGACAGGACACUCUAAACAUGCUAAGAAGAAAUUUGUUAGUGCUCAGGGCUUCGUCUCCUCAUUCAGGGGAUUCAACCAUGGAAAAAAACAGUGGUGACUUCUGGGUAAUUUGCUGGGCUCAGGUUGACUACAGAUGUGAACUUUUUUUAGAUCGAU
This is a messenger RNA of Branchiostoma belcheri (Belcher's lancelet), 702 nucleotides long. RefSeq lists its product as uncharacterized. The record is from RefSeq and is a predicted model, not a curated record. The transcript has 2 exons. NCBI's taxonomy places the organism in Eukaryota, Metazoa, Chordata, Leptocardii, Amphioxiformes, Branchiostomatidae. Bases 215 to 643 code for a protein of 142 amino acids.